AUGAGAGACAUAUGUGUGAGGGAAGCAGAGGAACUGUUGGGAAAAGCAGGCGGAUAUGGAGUGUUGAGAGGAGAAAAGUGGUGGUGGAAUGGAGAGGUGCAAGAAUCAAUUAAAAGAAAAUCAAAACAUUCAUGGACUGGAAAGGGAAUUAAACUAACAGAGCAGGGAUUGAAAUGUUUAGAGAGAGUACAGGAUGGGAGAUUAAGAGAUAUUGUAAAGAUCAGGAAACUGCAGUAUGGAUUCAUGAGAGGAAGAGGGAUGGUGGAUGCCAUCUUCAUAAUGCUACUGAUGAGUUUAGAAAUGUCCAAAAUUAGUUAUUAUGCCUUAGGUUCCAACUCCUUUUAUGACCUUUAUGCCCGAAUUGCUAAUGACCUGGACUCUCACUCGAAAGACCAGAGUCCGAUCCCGUGGAUGGUAUCUAUGUUAGAGGCCUCUGGAUUCGACAACUUCAACAACCCUCUCCAUUAUCAGAGUAAAGAGCUCGGGGGAAGGCAGGACUUGGCGAUGUUCCGCCUUAAGAGCGGUAAUCCUGCGUCUUGGGUCUGUACAGCGGACCACCUUGAAAAGGCCAAUGACAAAGUGUCAAGGCGAGAAAAAUGGAGAUGUUUGAGGGAGAAGAUGGUGUCGGAAAAGUAUGUCAGAGUUAUUCAGGAGAUGUACAGGAAUGUGUAUACUAGAGUGAGAAGCAGUGUUGCUGAGACAGAUGGAUUUGAGAUAGGAGUUGGAUUACAUCAGGGGUCGGCACUUAGCUUAUUCAUCUUCAACAUCGUGAUAGAUGUAAUGACCAAGGAUGUUAGAGAAGCAGUGUCAUAG
Molecule: messenger RNA, 813 nt
Organism: Macrobrachium nipponense
Lineage: Eukaryota; Metazoa; Arthropoda; Malacostraca; Decapoda; Palaemonidae
Exons: 6
Coding region: 1-813 (270 amino acids)
Source: RefSeq, a predicted model, not a curated record